CAGAGAAAUAUCGGCUGAGGGUGUAUUCACACAUCAGGUUUAUAUAGAAAGAAAAGGAAAUACAAGUCGUACCAUGCAGAAUAUUCUUCCUCUUUUAUUAUUUUAUACAAAUUCUCAUUCUUCUGCCACACAGACUAGACACCCGACUGCAGCGAUGUGCCCCCUCUGUGUCCUCCUCCUGUGUCCCCUCCGUGUCCUCCUCCUGUGGGCUCUUCUCUGUCCAGGCACAGGAAAUGUCCCGAGUGUUCAGGAGGAAAUAUUCACCCGGCCGGGAUCUGAUCUUCUCCUCCCCGUCAAUCGUCAUCUCACCCUCACCCAUAUAAAUAAAAUGAGAUGUGACCGGAUUGAAUGGAGAUAUAAAGACCGACCCAGACACACUGAAGCCAGAAUAUUUCUACACAGGGAAUGUACAUUGGAUAGAUAUAAGAUCGCACUCUUCCCCAAUAUGAAGAUAUCAGAGAAUGGAAGUCUCAUCAUAUCCAAUGUGACUCCGGAGAAUGACGGGAUAUACUUUGUGUAUAUAGAGAACUCUGUAGGACGCCAUAUACAGAGACAUUAUUACACCGUCCAUGUAGAAGGUAAGUCCACCCAACCCCCACCUCCAGUCCUAGCAGUGUCCUCCCCGCUCCGUGUCUUUAUAUCCAUACAUUAUAUAGGAGAAGAUCUGGGAGAGACGUAUGUACAAUGUCCUCUGAUUACUGCCCCAUCCUCACCAUUCCCUGUGGAUUCAGAUCUGCAGUGCUCAGCCCUCCUGAAGUUGCUGUGA
Molecule: messenger RNA, 766 nt
Organism: Rana temporaria (common frog)
Lineage: Eukaryota; Metazoa; Chordata; Amphibia; Anura; Ranidae
Exons: 2
Coding region: 74-766 (230 amino acids)
Source: RefSeq, a predicted model, not a curated record